This is a messenger RNA of Macadamia integrifolia, 3183 nucleotides long. RefSeq names its product pentatricopeptide repeat-containing protein At4g39952, mitochondrial. Gene Ontology annotation, biological process: RNA modification. The coding region runs from base 210 to 2564 and encodes 784 amino acids. Gene Ontology annotation, molecular function: RNA binding; protein binding. The record is from RefSeq and is a predicted model, not a curated record. Lineage: Eukaryota; Viridiplantae; Streptophyta; Magnoliopsida; Proteales; Proteaceae. The transcript is spliced from 2 exons.
ACCGAAAAGAAAAAAAAACUCCCAAUUUGAAACAACGGGUUGUCUCGAGUCUCUCGACCAAUUGGUAAUUCAUUUCUAGGGUUAAGAUCCAUAGUGCAAUACUGCAAUUAGCACCCCUAUCACCCUAUGGUAGACGGUGACCAUUAGCUUACCUCAGAUUCAUGAAUUAAAAUCAUGGUAGCCGUAGCCAACCGUUUUUCAAUUCUUCCAUGCUUGUUCCCAAACUCAACUUCCUCUGUAGGCGUAUUUCCUUCUUUCUACCACUCAGGCUGGGCUUUCAUUCAUCAUCAACGUCUGUACAAUCUAACUACCUUAACCGCCAGCUUGAUCUCUUCUUCUCCAACCCAAUCUCGGAUUUCGAGUCUCUUCUCCAAUCUCACUCUUUCAUCUACACAACUGGUCAUUCCAACAAUAUCUUCUUUGCAGCAAAGCUCAUCUCUCUGUACUCUUCCUUUAAUAAACCUAAUUUUGGCGCUCAAGUUUUUGAAUCAAUCCAUCCCAAAGACACCUUCCUCUGGAACUCCAUCGUUAAAUGCUACUUCUCUAAUGGGGAGUAUUCACAAGCCCUUAAGCUCUAUGGCCGGAUGGUUGUUUCGGAUGCCGCUCCGAACCAUUUCACUAUCCCAAUGGCUGUUGCCGCCUGCGCCGAACUUGGCUCCCUCCCACGCGCCAAGAAUAUCCAUGGUCUCACAGUAAAGCUAAGCCUCUUUGCUGGUAAUCCUGCUGCUGGGUCUUCUUUUGUCUAUAUGUAUGCCAAAUGCGGUGAAAUGGAAGACGCCUCUCUGAUGUUUGAUGAAAUGCCACUUAGAGAUGUAGUUGCUUGGACUGCUCUUGUUAUUGGGUAUGUGCAGAACAAUGAUUGUGAGAAGGGUUUGUUUUGCCUUAAAGAGAUGCUAGUGAUUGGUGAGGAUGGGGUAAAACCCAAUUGGAGAACAAUCGAAGGUGGCUUACAAGCUUGUGGGAAUUUGGGUGCCUUAUUAGAAGGUAGAUGCUUACAUUGUUAUGCUCUGAAAACAGGGAUUGUGUCUUCCCAAGUCAUUGAGUCAACAUUGCUGUGUAUGUAUUCCAAAUGCGGGACCAAUGAAGAAGCUCUUCUUGCAUUCUCUGAGGUCCCUGAUAAAGAUCUCAUUUCCUGGACUUCGAUUAUUAGUGCAUAUGCGAAAGGCGGGAAUAUUUCUGAAUGCGUAGAGUUGUUCUGGGAAAUGUGGGCUGCAGAUAUUGAUCCCGAUGGAAUUGUUAUCGGUAGUAUGCUUUCAGGUUUUGGGAAUUCCAUGAUGGUACAUGCAGGAAAAGCCUUUCACGGACUUAUUGUGAGGAGAAAUUUUGAAUUGGAUCAUAUGAUUAAUCAUUCUCUGCUGUCAAUGUACUGUAAAUUUGGAUGUAUAUAUAUUGCAGAAAGGCUCUUCAACAGGGUAUGUCAACGGGACUCAGAAUCCUGGAACUGGAUGGUUUCGGGGUAUAGUAGAAUAGGGUUGGAUUCGAAGUGCUUAGAACUGUUUAGAGAAAUGCAACAUCUAGGUUUCAGAUCUAAUAUAAACAGUUUGGGUUCUGUGAUUUCUUCGUGUUCAAAAUUAGGAGCAACACUUCUAGGCCGGUCUGUGCAUUGUUAUGUGAUCAAAGUUCAGAUUGAUGAGGAUGUUUCAACUGCAAAUUCCCUUGUGGAUAUGUAUGGAAAGUUCAGAAACUUAAAUACUGCACAGAACAUAUUUUCUAGAACUCCUAAAGAUCUUGUCACUUGGAAUACACUGAUCUCAGCUUAUACUCGUAAUGGACAUUCUAGUGAGGCUGUUACCCUUUUUGAUAUGAUGAUUUUAGAAGACCUGAAACCCAAUUCGGCAACAUUGGUGACAGUUCUUUCAGCUUGUUCUCAUCUAGGAGCUCUAAAACACGGAGAAAGGGUGCACUGUUACAUCAAAGAAAGAGGAUUUGACUGUGAUCUCCGUCUUUCUACUGCAUUAGUCGACAUGUAUGGAAAAUGUGGGCAACUUGCAAUAUCAAGAGAGAUUUUUGAUGCAAUGCCUGAAAGGGAUGUUGUAUCAUGGAAUGUUAUCAUCUCAGGAUAUGGAAUUCAUGGGGAUGCUAAGUCUGCAAUCGAGAUCUUCCAGCAAAUGGAGGAAUCAAGUGUUGAGCCAAAUGGACUUACAUUUCUUGCUAUUCUCUCAGCCUGUGCUCAUGCAGGCCUAGUUGAAGAAGGGAAGUAUCUAUUUGGUAGGAUGAGGGAUUAUGGUGUGCUUCCCACUUUAAAACACUAUGCUUGUAUUGUGGAUCUUCUUGGCCGGUCAGGAGAUCUCUGUGAAGCUGAAUCCAUGAUUCUGUCAAUGCCCAUUCUUCCUGAUGGGGGUGUGUGGGGAGCUCUUCUCAGUGCUUGUAUAAUUCAUAAUAAUUUGGAGAUGGGAGAGCGAAUAGCCAAAAGGGCUAUUGAGUUGGACCCUGAAAAUGAUGGUUACUAUAUUCUGAUCUCCAACAUGUAUAAUUCUACUGGGAAGUGGGAGGAUGCAGAGAGGAUGAGAGAGAUGAUGAAAAGUAGGGGUGUGAGGAAGAGAGCUGGCUGGAGUGCAGUGUAACUCUGAAAAGUUAUUUUAUUUUUUAAUACAGAUGUUUAGUGUGUGACUGCACGUCUAUGGGAGGAGCAUGCAGGGCUGUUUUAUCUUGGAGGCCAAUUCGCAUAUACUCGGUUACAUCAUAUGGGCAUCUACGGUCUUGAAGAUAAUUAGCAAUGGUAUAACUCAGCCCUACCAUUUCUUUGAGUUUUUACUUGAUUUUCAGGUUCAUGAUGCCAUUUAUGGUGUUUUUAUUUAUCGACAUUCUCUGCUGGUUGUCUGUGGUACAGUUAAGUUUUCCUUCUCCUCAUCUAUUUUUUGAAAUGGUUUCCAAUAGUUCAUUCUCCAUACAAAGCAUAAUAUUUCUCCCACUUUUGAAAACCAAAUGAGAGGCACUCAUGAUGUCCAAGGACAGGUUUUGGAAUCUUCUAACUUGCUUUAUUAAGGCUGGCCUCUUUGAUGUUGUCUUUAAAUGCACAAGACUUACUUGGUCCAAUGAGGUUAAUCAGUUUUUAUUUUGCAGGAGCAUGAAUUAUAUGAACCAUACCAACUCCAUCUUUCCAAUUGUAUUCAAAAUUUGUACUUUAAUUCCUGAUGUUGAUCAGUUCAGCUUGGGAGGUAUAUCAGAUAAGUUCAUUAUUCA